Molecule: messenger RNA, 1911 nt
Organism: Selaginella moellendorffii
Lineage: Eukaryota; Viridiplantae; Streptophyta; Lycopodiopsida; Selaginellales; Selaginellaceae
Product: protein RETICULATA-RELATED 1, chloroplastic
Exons: 8
Coding region: 33-1601 (522 amino acids)
Biological process (GO): plant organ development
Cellular component (GO): chloroplast inner membrane
Source: RefSeq, a predicted model, not a curated record
CGAGGGAUUCUAUCUCUUUGGCCAGAGGACCUAUGGCGCAUCCUCUACUGGCGCUAUCGAUUCCAUCGGCGCCCGUCUCGGCUUCCUCCUCCUCCUCCUCCGACGCUCACAUUCUCCACUCCACAGGUUCGUCGUCGCCGCUCCUCACAGCGUUUCAAUCGCCGGCUCCAUCCGGGAGGAUUGCUGCUGCUCCGGGCCCUUCCAGGGUUUCGCUCGCAGGGUUUUGCGCGUGCGCUAGGCAGGGGAUUAGGGUUGAUGCGGCCGCUGGUGGCCGCGGCAGGGUUUCGGCAUUCCUGGACAAUGACGCUGUCGAUCUCAAUCCCUCCUCGAUGGUGCCCGUGAUGAGGAAGGAAUUUGGUGCCUUUGGCGGUGGCGCGACGCUGGAAAAAUCCAAGCUUGACCUCUCGUCCACGUCUUCGACCAAGUCCAGGCCUCAGCUAGAGGACGGUGACAAUGGUGGAAACAUUGGCAAAGGAAACAGGCAUGGCGGUGGUGAUAGCGGCGACGAUGGUGGAGACGACGACGCUUAUUUCGGUGAUGGUGACGAAGAAGAAGAUGGUGGAAACGAUGGUCUCUUUGGCAAACGAAUAAUUGUUCCAGAGAUUUUCGACCGGAAAAUCCUGGAGGCGGUGAUGAAGGAAUGGUACCGAACUAUGAGUGACUUGCCUCUUGGUUUCAAGCAGGCUUUUGAGCUGGGAUUGGUGAGCUCCGCGCAGCUCGUGAGAUUCUUUUCAAUGAGUGCCAGGCCAACGUUCUCAAGGGCGCUCUACAGACUGUUUCCUCCAUCGCUUCCAAGAAUGCUUGCAGAUCCAAGCUGGUAUCCUUACAAAAUAUGCUUGGAGCAACUCGCUACCAUUGGUUACGGAUGUUGGUGGGAGUACCAGCGUCGGGGUGAAAGGAUCAAGGACGAGUGGGAUUUGGCUCUAUGCAACGUCCUCACUCUCGCGGCUUGUAACUUAGCCGUUGUUUGGUCGCUCGCGCCGACAAGGUCCUACGGCUCAACCUUCAAGUACGAGUUUCAGAACGUUCUACAGAAGCUUCCCAACAACAUCUUCGACAAGAGCUACUCCAUGCGGAAUUACAACAUGGGGCAGAGGCUCUGCAGCUUUUUCUACAAGGCAGGUGUGCUUGGCUUUUUGGGUGCGUUCCUUGGAGCUGCUGGAGCGGGAUUGUCAAAGGCUUGCAUUACUUUGAGAAAGCAGCGUGGUGCGAGCGACGAGUCUUCGGUGCCUUUGCCUUCGGUCCAAACAAGUGCUCUCGGCUAUGGUGCUUUCCUUGGCUUAUCCGGAAACUUUAGAUACCAGCUGGUCUACGGAGCGGAACGCGCGAUGCAAGAGCAUCUCAAUCACCUGGGCGUUGUGAUCCUUUGCAGCUCCGCUUUGAGGCUGCUGUCGAUUCGCGUAGGCGAUGCCAGUCGAGUAGCUCUCCUCGGUUUGGAUUCCGACGCGAAGAAGGCCCGAGAUGGGAAAGCGUACCGCCGGCCUUCUCUCCCGUCCAUGGAGUCCCUCAAGAACGGCUUCUCCAUGUCCGGUUUGCUCGAUGCCAAGAAGGAUAUCUUCGCAAAGAGGAAAGUCAAGAGGAGAGUUAUGGCCGUGCAAUAGACGAGGAUCCACCACCGCCGGAAGAGGUGCUACGUUUAUUUCUUUUUAUUUCUGACUGCCAGCUUUUUCUCAUCGUCUGGCCGCCGCAAAGAACGUGAGGUGUUUUCGCUGCGCAACUCUUCCUUUUUUUUUUUUUGUGAAAUAAGAGAGGUAUUCUACGUGGAAUUAAAUCCACCGGCCAUGCAAGUGAUGGAGAAUACGAAAGUUUGCAAAGUCAAGAAAAGGAGGAAACAGUUCAAUUGACGUUGGCCAGUCGGCGUUGCAUGAAGUCACAGCUUUUUACGUGGAAAUACAUACUUCUAUUCUUUUU